Momordica charantia (bitter melon) is the source of this 3464-nucleotide messenger RNA. RefSeq names its product transcription factor bHLH155-like protein (gene CPUorf7). NCBI's taxonomy places the organism in Eukaryota, Viridiplantae, Streptophyta, Magnoliopsida, Cucurbitales, Cucurbitaceae. Gene Ontology annotation, biological process: regulation of DNA-templated transcription. Gene Ontology annotation, molecular function: DNA-binding transcription factor activity; protein dimerization activity. The record is from RefSeq and is a predicted model, not a curated record.
GCUAAACUGCGCCGUCCGGUUGUAAUAAAGCCGUUCGUUUUCAAGUUGUUCUUCCACGAUCCGUUGGUUUCAUUUGUGUGGGUUUUUUCUGUUACUGCCCUCAGAAAAAAGUGAGAAACCAAACAAAAUACACCAGAAAUUGAAGCCCUUUUUUCUUCUACUACUGCCCAGUUCGCGAGAAAAAAGCUGAGGGAUCUCUCUGCGAAUUUCGGAGCCAAAGUAUUGAGGACAAUGCCAGGAAAUGUAGAUCAGGGCGUUGAAUUUCUCUGUGAUUCUCGUCGUUUCUUUCGGUCAAAAAGCUUCGAAACUGUUCCUCUCAGUAAAGGGGCUUGUUGAAAUCCGUCCCUUUUCUCUUUUUUCUCUCUUUUACGCUUUUGGGGUUCUUGAAAAUUUCUUCUUACGCCUCCUGUUGUUGUUGUUGUUUGUUUCUUUUUGUUUUUAUGACGAUUUCGUAAGUUCAUCCAUGUCGUCCGACAUAAGCUAGGGUUUAAUUUUCCCCUUGUUUCAGUGAUCCGUGUCGCUGGAGUGUUUUUGAGAUUCUCUGCUGUUGUUGUUCGUCAUGGAUUGUUGUACCAACUCUUGUGGAGUCCACUGCGUUAGAGGCUAUAUUGUUGGUGCUGAAAGUUCGAUGAUCUCGUCUUCUUUGUAUUGAAUUUAUUGAAGAAUUUGUGCGCUUGAUUAGGGUUUUUUUUUGGGCUGUUUGAGUUUAAGGGGGAUGGGAACUGAUCGUCUGCUCUUACCUACAGUUGGACCGCCAAUAAAACGGCGAGCGGGGUUGAGGAGAAAACAGGCGGGUAGAGGCUCGUAUAGGGGAAGCUAGGGAAGUUGGGGAUUUUUCCAAGGUGUUUAGAGUUGGGGGAUUUUUCAAGGAGUUUUAGUAACAAGCCCUGUUUUGGGAGGGUAUUCUUUUUAUUAGACAAAAAUUGUUCAGUUGAGAGAUGGGGACUACUGACUUGCACCAAAUACUCAAAAGCCUUUGUUGCAACUCGGAAUGGAAGUACGCUGUCUUUUGGAAACUUAAACAUCGAGCUCGAAUGGUGCUGACUUGGGAGGAUGGCUACUAUGACAAUUCUGAACAACAUGAUCCCCCAGAGAGCAAGUUUUUCAGAAAAACGCUUGAGAAGUUUCAUGAUGGUCAUUUUUCACAUGACCCUCUCGGUUUAGCUGUGGCGAAGAUGUCCUAUCAUGUAUAUUCUCUUGGGGAAGGGAUUGUUGGGCAAGUAGCAGUUACUGGAAAACAUCAAUGGAUUACUGCAGACGAGCAAAUACCAAAUUUCUCUUCAACACUUGAGUAUUGUGACGGUUGGCAAACACAAUUUUCAGCUGGCAUUAAGACUAUUGUUGUUGUAGCGGUUGUUCCACAUGGUGUUUUGCAGCUUGGGUCUUUAGAUAAAGUCACUGAGGAUAUCAAUCUUGUGACUCGCAUCAGAAAUAUCUUUCUAACUCUUCAAGAAUCUUCAGCUGGGCAUAUUAAGCCGAUGCAUUCUUGUACAAGUUCAGGAUACAUGGCGGACAUUUCAACUAAAAGCUUAGUAACAGAGAAAAAUGAAGUUGAGAUGGUCAGCAAGAGUGUGGGGAUAGAGUUGUCAGGAUCUGGGGGCAAUGAAUCUCUGAAAACAAAACCGGAUGCUACCAUUGUGCAGGGUUUGAAAUCACAAGUGAGGUCGAUUGAUGAUAGGAUGUGUGUAGGGGAGCCUAGUGGGUGCAAAGAUAUGGCAGUUGGUUUGAAACACAAAGUACAUGUACGAUUGCAAAACUCAACCAUGGAUAUGGUUAAUAUAUGUGGUAAUUUACUUCCAGCUGAGAAGAUCAUGACAAAUGAUGCAUGCUUCCCUAUGAAUUCUCAUGCCUCUUCUGCAUGUGAUGGAGUUAAUCACAAUGGGAUGUUGAGAAGAACCAACCCUACAGAAAUGUGCUUGGAAAAUGACGUUGAAGCAUUGGAGAUUCGAAAUGAAACUGAUAUGUAUCCAUCAAACACAUCAUUGAAGUUCCCUGCUGGUUAUGAGCUCCAUGAAGUACUCGGGCCUGCUUUUCUGAAAGAUGCUCUCUAUCUUGACUGGCAAGUGGAGUACGGUUUUGGUAGUAAAGCUUUCGAGUUAUCUGAGGGAAUGAGUGGUAGCCAGUUGACAUCUGAUUCACCGAUGGAGCGUCUUCUAGAAGCAGUAGUGGCUGAUGUUUGCCACAGCGGUUCUGAUGUCAAAAGCAACACAUCUCUAUGCAAAUCUGGACAGUCCCUGUUAACAACUGAAAGAAUUCCCGAGCCUUCCACAAAUAUUACAACAUCUGCUUGUUCGGAAGGUUACUCAAUGGGUCAAAGUCAAUCAUCUUUUAUUGGAGAGGACAUGCAGAACUCUUUAAGCUCAUCAGGAGUAUGUGGGGUGAUGUCCCCAAAGGGGUUUUCGUCGACUUAUUCCGGUACUGGCAGUGAGCACCUGGAGAGGUCUUCAGAACCUGCAAAGAACAAUAAGAGAAGGGCCAAACCUGGUGAGAGUUGUAGGCCCAGGCCGAGGGACCGACAAUUGAUCCAGGACCGCAUCAAAGAACUUCGAGAGCUAGUGCCAAAUGGAGCAAAAUGUAGUAUUGAUUCGUUGCUGGAGCGCACAAUCAAGCACAUGUUGUUCUUGCAAGGCAUCACCAAGCAUGCUGACAAGCUAAAUAAAUGCGCAAACAUGAAGUUGCAUCAGAAGGAAAAUGGCAUGCUAGGAUCCUCAAAUAAUGAUCAGGGUUCAAGCUGGGCAGUUGAGGUGGGUGGUCAACUUAAAGUUUGUUCGAUAAUUGUGGAGAAUCUCAACAAGAAUGGGCAGAUUCUUGUAGAGAUGUUGUGUGAAGAAUGCAGCCAUUUUUUGGAGAUAGCAGAGGCUAUUAGAAGCUUGGGACUGACAAUUCUAAAAGGCAUAACGGAAGCCCAUGGCGAGAAAACGUGGAUUUGUUUUGUGGUUGAGGGGGAGAAUAACAGAAGCAUACACAGGAUGGAUAUCUUAUGGUCCCUUGUUCAAAUUCUACAGCGCAGUAACAAUACAAUGUGACAGCUUCUUCAACCGCUCAAACUUUUUGCAACUAUUGUUUGUGUAGAUUCCUCUGUAAAAUAGUGUGAGUUUACCAUUCAUCUAUCUCCUGCUUUUUGGAGUGCAUCACCACUUUGCUCAGAGAUAUUCACCCUUCCCUAUACAGUUCUUGAAUAUGAACUAGGAAAAAAGAAACAUAAGAAUCUAUAGAAGGGUGCUCUAAAAGCAAGCCAAGUUUCUGUGAAGAGCAUUAUUGUUUCCACUUUCCAUGUGUGAAAAACUUUUUCUUUUUUUACUUGUUUGGUGUGUUUUCUAGCAAGUGUUGUCAUUGUUUGAGAGGUACAAAAGGUUUUCUACUUGAUAGAGUGCAACUAUUCUGUAUUUGUAAGACUCAAUUUUAAUAGUAUAAGUUCAUUUGAACAAUACAAGUGUUCUCGUAUAUGUGGUAUUGCACUUCUA